AUGGACGAGGUGGCAUGGUUUGGCCGAUGGGCCGAUAAUGGACUAAAAGGACUCGAUAACUCGCGGAGAUUUAAGCCGACUCACGGGAAAGGAAACCCGAGAGAAAUGGAAACUCGUGAAGUGGGGAUCAGAUCCGAGCAUAGAAACCAAGAGAUCAACACCUUAGGUCGAUACCGAAGUCUCGUUAAUUGCUUGUCUUAUGGUUAUGGUUUCUAUUGCAAUAUGAAUGAUGGUUGGUCUAAGAGAUUUAGGCGACUAUCCAUGAUGGCACCUAACACUCGCAACUCGGCUAAUACCUCGGCUAGACCAGGAGUCGGAGGGAACACUGAGGAAGCACCGAACACUGCUGCGGUGAAUGUUGAGCAAGUGGGUGCGAGGACCGGGACGGAAACCGGAGGGCAUGGAACCCAGGGAGUCGGUACGAGAGCGAUACCAGUAGGGGGUACGGGUGCUAAUGCGACUGCGAACGUGGGGAUGGGGCAAGUAUUGGAGAUCUUGGUCCAAAUACUGAACCAAAUGACACCACCUCAGGCCGCAAACCCGCCUGUACUCAAUGUGGUGCCAGUGGUGGCAGCUCCUUCGUACUUGACUAUCAUGGAUCACAUGCUCAAGUUGGGUACGCAGUACAUUAGUAGAGGAGCGAAUCCGACCGAGGCUGAUGAAUGGAGAAGUCGCCUCGAAAGGAACUUCGACUCGGUGCGUUGUCCGAUGGAGUAUCGGAAGGACAUCGCUACCCACUACCUGUCUGGGGAAGCCCAUGCGUGGUGGACAGGCAUGGCAAACCGUAUGGUCAACCCGAAUUGUUCAUGGGAAACUUUUCGUGGGUUGUUUCUUGCGAAAUACUUUUCGCAAGAAGCUAUCGACCGUCUUGAGUCGGAAUUUCUAGACUUCAAGCAAGGGGACCGGUCCAUGCGAGAGUAUGAGACCGAGUUCAACCGGCUCAAGAGGUACGGUGGAAAUGAGAUGGUAGAGGAGCAAGUUCAGAUUCGUCGGUUCUUGCGGGGCAUGAGAGUGGGCGUCCGGAACCGGUGUAUGAUUCGGAACUUCGGGAGUCUUGUUGAGUUGGUGGAGAAGGCGGCCAUGUUGGAGGACGGACUGGCUGAGGAAGCUCGGCAGAAUCGUAGAGGAAUCACGGUGCAGCAGGCGCCGAUGGUGAAAACUGAACCGGGAACCGGGAGUAAGCACACUGGGAGUCGGAAACCUACGAGUAAGGACAGUGUGCGCUUGUGUCCGACUUGCCGUAAGAGACACUCGGGUCAGUGUCGGCAGUUAAUGGACACUUGUUUCGAUUGCGGUGAGAAGGGUCACAUGGCAAGCAGCUGUCCAGAGAGGGGGAGCGACACACGAGUGUGCUACCAAUGUGGACAGCCGGGUCACAAUCCGCCGGAUUGUCCGCAGUUGGGGACGCAAGGGCAGAAACGGGCCAGCGAGGUGCUGCCGUUGCCACCACCGCCGAAACGGCCGGCGAUUAUGCCUAGAGUGUAUUCGAUCGCGGACGGGCAGGUGGAAGCGAGCACUUCACAGCAGAUCACUGGGAUCUUACUCAUAGGCGGUGUGGAAACUCAUGUGAUGUUUGACACUGGGGCUACACAUUGUUUUGUGAGUCCGGAUAUGAUUGGUAAAGGAGGUUUCCGGAAGGAACCCAGGGAUCAUUUUGGUUUAGUGCAAGCAGCGGGCGGUCAAGUGAUGUUUACGUACGGGGUGGUACGUAGCAUUUCGGUCAUGGUAAGCGGUAUGGAUAUGCUGGCAGACUUAGUCAUAUGCCAAGUGAAGGCACAUGAUGUGAUAUUGGGUAUGGAUUGGCUAAGCAAACACCAAGCUCACUUGGACUGCUACCGCGGGUGUGUACUGUUUGAAACUGCGAAAGGGAUGUUAGAAUAUCAGGGCAUCAGUCCAUUGUCGGGAAACCUUUUGGUCUCGGCGACGCAGGCUGAGCAGUUAAUCAGUAAUGGGUGCGAAGCUUACUUGGCUUCGAUCAUGAUAGAGGAAGUAGGCACGGGUACGGGACUAUCAAAGAUACCAGUGGUACGAGAGUAUGAAAGUGUGUUCGGACCCUUGUCCGGGUUACCACCAUCACGGUCAGAUCCGUUCACUAUCGAGUUGGAACCUGGUACGGCUCCAAUAUCGAAGGCUUCGUAUCGCAUGGCACCGGCAGAGAUGGCAGAGUUAAAGAAACAGUUGGGAGAGCUGAUGGAGAUGGGAUUCGUAAGACCAAGUAGUUCACCAUGGGGUGCACCGGUACUCUUUGUAAAGAAGAAGGACGGUACCUUUCGGCUUUGCAUCGACUACCGAGGAUUGAACAAGGUAACGGUGAAGAAUCGGUAUCCUUUACCAAGGAUCGACGAGUUGUUAGAUCAACUUCGAGGAGCCACAUAUUUCUCGAAGAUUGAUUUGGCUUCAGGAUAUCACCAAAUCCCUAUAGAGGAGUCCGACAUUCGGAAGACAGCCUUUAGGACAAGGUACGGCCAUUACGAAUUUGUGGUCAUGCCGUUUGGGUUAACCAACGCACCGGCAGCUUUCAUGAAACUCAUGAAUAAUGUUUUCCGAGAGCACCUGGAUGAGUUUCUGAUUGUGUUCAUAGACGAUAUUUUGGUUUACUCGAAGAUGAGUAAAGAGGAGCAUGCCGCACAUUUGAGGAUAGUGCUAGAAAAGUUGAAGGAGCAGAAGCUUUUCGCCAAGCUAAGCAAGUGUAGUUUUUGGAAGCGCGAAAUUGGGUUCUUAGGGCAUGUAGUAUCGGACAAAGGAGUGUCCGUGGAUCAGGAGAAGAUUCGAUCCAUAGCAGAGUGGCCUAGACCAUGGAACGCCUCCGAGAUUAGAAGCUUCCUAGGAUUGGCCGGAUACUAUCGACGAUUUGUGAAAGGGUUCGCAAGCAUGGCGCAGCCGCUGACCAAGCUAACCGGAAAGGACGAACCGUAUGUGUGGUCGGCUGAGUGCGAAAAGAGUUUCUCGAGACUUAAGGAUAUGCUGACUAGUGCUCCGGUGUUGGCACUACCGGAUCCGGACGAGUCGUACGUAGUAUACACGGACGCGUCGGGUCAAGGUUUGGGAUGUGUACUUAUGCAGAAUGGGAAGGUGAUAGCUUAUGCGUCUAGACAAUUGAGGAAGCAUGAAGCGAAUUACCCAACUCAUAAUCUGGAGAUGGCAGCUGUAGUAUUUGCACUAAAGAUUUGGAGGUCCUACUUGUAUGGUGGUAAGGUGCAAAUAUACACGGACCACAAGAGCUUACAGUACAUCUUUACUCAGUCAGAACUGAACCUACGCCAGCGGAGAUGGAUGGAGUUAGUCGCGGACUACGACCUAGAGAUCAGUUACCAUCCGGGUAAAGCUAAUUUAGUAGCAGACGCCUUGAGUAGAAGAGGGUCGGCUAUCAGUGCUGAGAAAGAAGUUGAGGACUUAGUUGGUAUGAUCAGAAUCUAG
Messenger RNA from Camelina sativa (false flax), 3417 nucleotides. The record is from RefSeq and is a predicted model, not a curated record. Lineage: Eukaryota; Viridiplantae; Streptophyta; Magnoliopsida; Brassicales; Brassicaceae.